UGUGGACCAGAAGGAUAUAGCGCUGCACAGUUUUCGGUCGUCGUCACAAGCUACAUUCUGUUCGAACGUUUGGUUAUAGUUAGAUCUUUCUGGGAAUUUGUAGCGAAAGUAUUUAAAGACGAAUAUUUAUACAUUACAAUUGAAAAUAAACAGUGAAGGCGAGUGAGCUACCUAUUUUGACGUAUCGCGGUUAUCGCAUGUCGUGUGCCGCAUAUACAUCAUUUAUAUCAUUCUGAUUUGUCAUGCCUAGAUGUCGAUGUUGCAGGAAGUGGCGACCCGUAGUUGAAGAACCGCCUAAACCUCCAGAAAGAAGAUGUAGCCUAAUGCAGAACACAAGAUGUAACUCAAUGCAAUUUCAGUACGCUCACCCAUACACUAAUGUGCACCCACCGCAUCCUGUCCAUCACGUACCUCAUGCAACAAUUGGUACCCAGCGGCACAAACAUGUGCAAAAUACAAGUCCGACAUUUUAUAGUCAAUUUGUAGACUUGCCUGGUGAGUCGUCCAAUGAGAGAAACUCUUCUACUUCGACGUUGGCAACAGUUCAAGUUCGAACAGCUCAUGAGCAACGAACGCCUGCAUCGACUCAGAAGCGUUCACAUAGAGAUGUACAGGAAGCGGAUGUGGGAAUAGAAAAAGUCUCUGAGUGCAUUCUCAAGAGACAUGAGUGUGAACAAUCGGACCUGUCUGUUCAGAAAGAUAUGACUUUGCAGAAAGACUCGUCGACUCGAAAGCCUACUCAUGCGAGACAAAGUAGAACACGGACAGAUAAAGUGAAUAUGGUGUCCGCUAUUAAAGGCCGACGCAGCCGCGGGACUUCUUCACGCUCACGCUCACAUGUAAACAAAAGCAGACAUGAGCAUAGUAUUACAGAGGAAGCUGUGCAUACAAAAAUAAGCAAUGUAAAGUACUGGGAAGACAAGGUGAGUGAACACAUGAAGCAGAAAGAGCGAUCUGUUGGGUUGUAUGGGCUGUCGAACGUGGAUCGUAUUAUAGCGCUAAAGGCCAAGGUGAAUCAACACUUCGAAGCUCAUCUCAGACAGUUCAAGACUGUUGAAUGGCCUGUAGUGCCCAUUUCAUUAAAGUGAUUCUCUU
Messenger RNA from Sphaeroforma arctica JP610, 1095 nucleotides. RefSeq lists its product as hypothetical. The record is from RefSeq and is a predicted model, not a curated record. The transcript has a single exon. Bases 243 to 1088 code for a protein of 281 amino acids. NCBI's taxonomy places the organism in Eukaryota, Ichthyosporea, Ichthyophonida.